Molecule: messenger RNA, 441 nt
Organism: Talaromyces proteolyticus
Lineage: Eukaryota; Fungi; Ascomycota; Eurotiomycetes; Eurotiales; Trichocomaceae
Exons: 4
Coding region: 1-441 (146 amino acids)
Molecular function (GO): nucleic acid binding; zinc ion binding
Source: RefSeq, a predicted model, not a curated record
AUGGACCAAGCAACGACCAGCCAAGCCCAAGCCGUAGCCGACGACGGAGGUGAUGACCGUCGCUAUGGACCUUACGAUCCUGCACGAGUCGAGGCAACGCGCAAGCACUAUAACCCCAAAUGUCGACUAUGCCAUAAGAGAGGCCACCGAGACCUAAACUGCCCGGCGCUGAGGACGGCGGUAUUUAUGGCGCUUCGUAGACGUGUCGUACGGGGACUGCAGCAACAAGGGCUGCCGAUCGAGGAAAUCUGCCAACAGAUACGAGAGGCAUUGUUCCAAGCAAACCCACAUUGCUCGCUGGAAAAAUUGGAGGAUCUGUACCAGUUUAGCGAUCAAAGCGUUCGAGAAGACGUGCAGUUUAUUCAACAGCAGCAGCAGACAGCGCCACCACAGGUCGAGGGCGUGGUGGCAAUGGAGGUGGAUGGGGAGGGGGACCAAUAG